ACUAAACCAAUCAUUCACACUCCUCAAACUCAGAUUCCCCUAGUCCACAACAAUGACUUCUUCUAAUAAGCUCUUGUUCUCUCUCAUUCUCGUUCUUUCUUUUCUUAGCUCUCCAUCUUUUGCUGAUGACCCUCUGAACACUCCUGUCUCUUCAGGAACCAUUUGCAAGUCUACCCCAGACCCUUCUUUUUGCAAAUCUGUGCUGCCUGAUAACCACACAGCCAAUGUCUAUGACUAUGGCAGGUUUUCAGUCCAUAAAUCACUAUCCCAAUCCUACAAAUUUCUUAAAUUAGUGGACAAGUACCUUAGACACAGUUCCACUUUGUCAAGAACUGCAAUCCUUGCUCUUAAGGAUUGUCAUUCACUUGCUGAGCUGAACAUAAACUUCUUAUCAAGCUCUUUUGAUACUGUGAGUAACACUAAUGACACUCUAUCCAGCUCCAAAGCUGAGGACAUCCAAACCUUGCUUAGUGCCAUUUUAACCAACCAAGAUACUUGCUUGGAUGGCCUUAAAGCCACAGCUUCAGCUUGGAGUGUGAAAAAAGGUCUCUCAGUCCCACUCUCUAAUGACACUAAAUUGUACAGUGUCUCUUUAGCUCUUUUUACCCAAGGUUGGGUUCCAAGAAAGAAGAAUGGGAAAACAUGGCACCCAAAGAAGAAGCAUAUCAAUAAGUCAGUGAUUUAUGAGUCAAUGAGUCGGAGAAAACUCAUUCAGAUAGGUAAGGAUGAAGAGGUUUUGGUAAGAGAAAUGGUGGUUGUGAACAAAAAUGGAGAAGGGAAUUUCACCACCAUCAAUGAUGCCAUUAAUGCGGCACCAAAUAACUCUGCUGCUAGUGAUGGAUACUUCUUGAUUUAUGUCACUGCUGGUGUUUACCAGGAGUACUUGUCAAUUGCAACCAACAAGCCUUAUUUGUUGAUGAUUGGAGAUGGUAUUAAUCAAACAAUAAUCACAGGCAACCGAAGCGUGGUAGAUGGGUGGACAACUAUGAGCACUGCAACUUUCACCGUGAGAGGACAGGGGUUUAUGGCAAUGAACAUGACUUUCCGAAAUACAGCAGGAGCAAUCAAGCAGCAAGCCGUUGCUGUACUAAACAUGGCUGAUUUGUCCACAUUUUUUAGCUGCAGCAUUGAAGCGUACCAAGACACCUUAUUUGCACAUUCACUAAGGCAAUUCUAUAGAGAUUGUGAUAUCUAUGGGACAGUAGAUUUCAUAUUUGGAAACGCUGCUGCUGUUUUCCAAAACAACAUCUUCUAUGCCCGGUUGCCAAUGAAAGGACAAUUCAAUCCCAUUACUGCUCAAGGCCGAACAGACCCGAAUCAAAACACGGGUAUUUCAAUCCAUAAUUGUACAAUUAGAGCUGCAUAUGAUUUGGCUUCAAGCAAUUUCCCAGUGAAGACAUAUCUAGGGAGGCCAUGGAAGCAGUAUUCUAGGACAGUUUAUGUGCAAUCUUUCAUGGAUAGUUUGGUAGAACCUGCUGGUUGGCAUGAUUGGAAUGGAGAUUUUGGGCUAGACACGUUAUAUUAUGCCGAGUAUAAUAACAGAGGCCCUGGUUCCGACACUACAACAAGAGUUACAUGGCCUGGUUACCAUGUGAUUAAUGCUACAGAUGCUGCUAAUUUUACUGUUUCCAACUUCUUGCUUGGGGAUCAUUGGUUGCCUCAAACUGGAGUGCCUUACAAUGGUGGCUUAAUAUGAGCAACGCUUUGGAUAUAGCUAGUUUCAUGUCAUUUACUUAGUGUGUUACAAUGUUUGUUAUGCCCAAUCUUUCCUACACAAAGUUGGUAAUGUAUUUUGGGAAGUAUUCAUAGCAAAACCACACGUGUCAGUAUAUAAAACCAUGAUCUUCCUCCAUCAAAAAAAAAAAAAUAUGAUCUUUCUUUUUA
Molecule: messenger RNA, 1884 nt
Organism: Quercus robur (English oak)
Lineage: Eukaryota; Viridiplantae; Streptophyta; Magnoliopsida; Fagales; Fagaceae
Product: probable pectinesterase/pectinesterase inhibitor 41
Exons: 2
Coding region: 53-1696 (547 amino acids)
Biological process (GO): cell wall modification
Molecular function (GO): pectinesterase activity; pectinesterase inhibitor activity
Source: RefSeq, a predicted model, not a curated record